CGCGUGCGCGCCCGGCCGCGGUUCUGAGCUACCGAGCGGCUGAGAGGACAGAGAGGGAGGGGCAGGAGCUACCGACCGCAGGAGGAGGAGAAGGGGUUGUGCUCCUGGCCGAGCAAGGAGAAAGGGGCGGGGCUGGAGAGCAGCGCGCCGGGGUGCCGAGCUCCUGGGACCGGCGGGCGCGUGGGGGUCUGUGGCCCUUGCCGUCCCAGGGGCCGCCGCCGUCGCUUGGCUGCCGUCGGUCUGCGGGAGGCGGGUUAUGGCGGCGGCGGCAGUGGGAGCUGUGAAUGAGUUCUCCGGGUGGACGAGGGAAGAAGAAAGGCUCCGGCGGCCCCAGCAGCCCGGUGCCUCCCAGGCCUCCGCCCCACUGCCUGGCCCCCUCCCGCCCCGCCCCAAGGCCGGCCCCUUCGCCCCAAUCGCCGCAUAAGCGAAACCUGUACUACUUCUCCUACCCGCUGUUCGUAGGCUUCGCGCUGCUGCGUUUGGUCGCCUUCCACCUGGGGCUCCUCUUCGUGUGGCUCUGCCAGCGCUUCUCCCGCGCCCUCAUGGCCGCCAAGAGGAGCUCCGGGGCCGCGCCGGCGCCGGCCUCGGCCUCGCCCCCGGCGCCAGUGCCAGGCGGGGAGGCCGAGCGCGUCCGAGCCUUCCACAAGCAGGCCUUCGAGUAUAUCUCCGUUGCUUUGCGCAUCGAUGAGGACGAGAAAGUAGGACAAAAGGAGCAAGCUGUGGAAUGGUAUAAGAAAGGUAUUGAAGAACUAGAAAAAGGAAUAGCUGUCGUAGUUACAGGACAAGGUGAACAGUGUGAAAGAGCUAGACGCCUUCAAGCUAAAAUGAUGACUAAUUUGGUUAUGGCCAAGGACCGUUUACAACUAUUAGAGAAGCUGCAGCCAGUUUUGCAGUUUUCCAAGUCACAAACGGACGUCUAUAAUGACAGUACUAACUUGACAUGCCGCAAUGGACAUCUCCAGUCAGAAAGUGGAGCUGUUCCGAAAAGAAAAGAUCCCUUAACACACACUAGUAAUUCACUGCCUCGUUCAAAAACAGUUAUGAAAACUGGAUCCACAGGUCUUUCAGGCCACCACAGAGCACCUAGCUGCAGUGGUUUAUCCAUGGUUUCUGGAGUGAGACAGGGACCUGGUCCUGCAACUGCCACUCAUAAGAGUACACCAAAAACAAAUAGAACAAAUAAACCUUCUACCCCUACAACUGCUGCUCGUAAAAAGAAAGACUUGAAGAACUUUAGGAAUGUGGACAGCAACCUUGCUAACCUUAUAAUGAACGAAAUUGUGGACAAUGGAACAGCUGUUAAAUUUGAUGAUAUAGCUGGUCAAGAGUUGGCAAAACAAGCAUUGCAAGAAAUUGUUAUUCUUCCUUCUCUGAGGCCUGAGUUGUUCACAGGGCUUAGAGCUCCUGCCAGAGGACUGUUACUCUUUGGUCCACCUGGAAAUGGGAAAACAAUGCUGGCUAAAGCAGUAGCUGCAGAAUCUAGUGCAACCUUCUUUAAUAUAAGUGCUGCAAGUUUAACUUCAAAAUACGUGGGAGAAGGAGAGAAAUUGGUGAGAGCUCUUUUUGCUGUGGCUCGAGAACUUCAACCUUCUAUAAUUUUUAUAGAUGAAGUUGAUAGCCUUUUGUGUGAAAGAAGAGAAGGAGAACACGAUGCUAGUAGACGUCUAAAAACUGAAUUUCUAAUAGAAUUUGAUGGUGUACAAUCUGCUGGAGAUGACAGAGUGCUUGUAAUGGGUGCAACUAACAGGCCACAAGAGCUUGAUGAGGCUGUUCUCAGGCGUUUCACCAAACGGGUAUAUGUGUCUUUGCCAAAUGAGGAGACACGACUACUUUUAUUAAAAAAUCUAUUAUGUAAACAAGGAAGCCCAUUGACCCAAAAAGAACUAGCACAACUUGCUAGAAUGACCGAUGGAUACUCAGGAAGUGAUCUAACGGCUUUGGCAAAAGAUGCAGCACUGGGUCCUAUCCGAGAACUGAAACCAGAACAAGUGAAGAAUAUGUCUGCCAGUGAGAUGAGAAAUAUUCGAUUAUCUGACUUCACCGAAUCCUUAAAAAAGAUAAAACGCAGCGUGAGUCCUCAAACCUUAGAAGCAUACAUACGUUGGAACAAGGAUUUUGGAGAUACUACUGUUUAAACCUGCAGAACGUUUUACUUUCCAAGAGAGAAACCUACCAUCUUCUAUGAAUAGUUAUCUGCUACAGAAACUCAGCCUAAGUUUACAGGACUUUUCAGAGUCUUACAAUUAUUUGUGCACCCCAGAAGAUGAACCGUAAAAUAAAUUUAAAUAAAGUAUACAAUGCAAAUGGAAUAUUUUGUUUAAGGCCUUCUUGCCUUGAUGGUCACAGAUAUCCCGAUGGGCACUGUAAGUUAGAGCAGAACAAAAACUGAUUCUGGUCUUCUUUACCAAUAUAAUCAUAAUGUAAAUAAUAAUUUGUAUAUUAUGUUGCAGAUGAAAGUAUUCCAGAGACAGUGAAUGGUAGAAGACACAAGAGCCUUUGGUUGUUUGUCUUCUGACAUCUUUUCUUAAAAUAGUAAUUUUUUCUAUUUUCCUUUCCUACUGUUGUCUUUACUACACUAUGGGUGAUUGGAAUGCCAAACACUCUGUUUCUUUUUUUUUUUCUUUUUACAAAUUGUGUGCCAAAUGAAACUUUUUCCUAUGUAACAGUAGUAGGAAAAAAGUAUUUUGAAGGUUUUUUUCUUCUUCAUAAAUCUACAGACAUUAAACAAUGUAUCCUUUUCACUUUUUAUUUUUCUAUUACCUUUCUACCAAACAAUUUAGAAAGUAAUAUGAUAGCAACAAAACAAAUCUAGUGAAAUGGAGAAGGAGAAAUUUUGACGUUUUCAGACACUCUGUCAUACAACAUGUAGAUCAGUCCUCCUGUGACCUGAUGUAUUUUUUUUUCUAAUAUAUUUGUCAGAAAUCUAUUGUAGACUGUUAACUUAUUCCUAAUGGAAUUUAUUUUCUGUUAGAAUUCUAAUAUUUAAGAAAGCCAAUUUUAACUGCUGUAAAAGUGGUUUCUGUGCAAGAGAAGGGAAGUACUAGGAGCUAAGACAUUUCUAAUUUAUUGCUUAUUACUUUCUUACUGUUUAUAGGAUAAUUACAAGCCAGUGGAUUUACCAUGUUUUAUUCUUAAUAAUUAUUAAUCCCUCCAGUGAAACUUAAAAAAAAAUUACUGAAUUUUUAUACAUUGCAUACAUUUUAUAGGUUUCUUGUGCUCACUUUGUUAACUAAAAAGUUUUAGUCUGUUAAGCUGCCUUUUGUUCCCCAAAAAUGUACAGUAAUUCUGUUUCUUGUUUGUAUAAGUAUGCCUGGGUUUUUAUUAUAAAAACCUCAUUGUAGGAAGUAGAGACUCAUAUCAUGGCCUUUUAAAUAUUGUAAUAAAGGCAAAUAGAUAUUUGCCCUUAGUUUACUGGUUAAAAGUUUGUUUAUAGAAAUUUUCUUUGGUGCUUUUAUGUAAAAUGUCAUGGGUGGAAAUAAUAAUUUUAUAGUAGUAACAAAUAUUUUUCAUUUAGGAAAAAUACCUUUGGUUUAGAGAGAAUAUAUUAAAGUUAAAAACUUGCCCCCACUAGAUAAGAAUUUUAUAAUGAAGACAUACAUUCUUCUUCACUUUACUCUUUCUCAUCUUAAAGAUUUAUCUAAAUAUAGAAGAUGAUUUCUUAAGAUCAUGUGCUAUCUGUAACCAUAACUUAAAUCAUGUUUCUUCUAACCAUAGAACUCCCUGGAUAAUAAAAAUGAGGGUUGAGAUAAAUAGAAAAAAAAUUUUUUAAGCCAGAACCAUACAUAUUUUUAGGUCAUGAGUAGUAUCUUUCUAAGGUCUCAAACACUAAACCAUCCAAUAUAAAAUAUUGAUAAUGACAGAUGAUGAAAUAUACACGAUGACAAGAAUUAGGAACAUCCCAAAUUAAAACAUUUUCAAUAAAGCUCAUAAAAUUUCAUUUUUUCUUUUCAUUUAGAAAAAGAUUAACAUUAUUGAUACUUGGAUAACUGGUCAAUCGUAUUAAAAGUCUGUGUGCUUUAAACUCAACUUUUAAAAUAUAAACUCCUUUAAAAUUAUCAUAAAAUUAUCUGCAAUAAUUGAAUGUAGCUCACUUUUUAUUGGGAAAGGUUUUAGGUAACAAAGACUUCAAAUGUUAUAUAAAAGUCAAAUUAAUAUUGUUAUAAACAUUGAUUCAGAAUUAUAUUACUGUAUGAAUAUCCAUCCGUGUAUGGAAGUUACUUUAAUUUCCUGAUGAGGUCUAAAAUUGAGCUUAGUGCUACAGAACUAUUUUCUUUGACUUAACUAUGACCAAGUUUUAUUUUAAGCUGUGUUUCUCUCAUGGAAGGGCCAUAAACAUAGAAUAAUUAUAUAGUAGGAUGUGUAAGGGAUUGGUUUGGUCUUUUUCAAUAAAGAUAGAAGUUGCUGAGGUUUCCCGAAUUAGUAUUAGGCUUAGAUUGUGACCUUGUAGAUUUUGCACUGAGCUCUGUGUCAUGUUAUUUCGUAAAAGGUAAUGUUUAAACAUUAAACGUUAGUGUGUUGUUCAUGUAAAUAUGGCAGAGUUUCGUAAACUAAAUUAAAACUUACUGAUGUACUGGACUUUGAGCCAAGGGAAAGAAUCAAUACUGUCUUUCCAGAUAUCUUAAGGGUAAAAGCUUAUUCUAAGACAGUCUGCCAAUUGAGGUUAUUAGAUUUCCGACUUGCAUAUAUACUUUGUGCUUGGGAAGAAUUGGAGGAAAAUCAGAUACUAGAAUUCUAAUUUAAUUAAAUAUACAGCAGUCUUUGUGUAUAGUGUAAAAUUCAUUAUAUUUUGUACAAAAACUAAUUCUUUUGGUAGAAUGAACCAUUUACAGUUUGUUUUUGGACUCUGAGUCAGAGGGUUUUUCCUUUAAAUGCCUGUCUCAGUUUUACUCUGGUCUUUUGUACCUUUCUUCAGAAGAAAUGAAUUAAAAGGUUCAGCUGCAUAAGUGGGUUUUUAUCCUAAUGGAUUGGAAAUAAAUUAUAAACUUUA
Globicephala melas (long-finned pilot whale) is the source of this 4987-nucleotide messenger RNA. RefSeq names its product spastin (gene SPAST). Gene Ontology annotation, cellular component: microtubule cytoskeleton. The record is from RefSeq and is a predicted model, not a curated record. Gene Ontology annotation, molecular function: ATP binding; ATP hydrolysis activity; microtubule severing ATPase activity. NCBI's taxonomy places the organism in Eukaryota, Metazoa, Chordata, Mammalia, Artiodactyla, Delphinidae.